Molecule: messenger RNA, 3651 nt
Organism: Tetrahymena thermophila SB210
Lineage: Eukaryota; Ciliophora; Oligohymenophorea; Hymenostomatida; Tetrahymenidae
Product: kinase domain protein
Exons: 6
Source: RefSeq, a predicted model, not a curated record
AUGGCAACUCCUAAAAGUACUUCUCUUAACUAUGCAAAAUUGAGAAACCAAAAAAGAAACAAUUCAAAUGUGGAUAUUGAUAAAGAUUUAGGAAAUUUGUAUCGCAAUUAAGAUACUUAACAAGCUAGUUCAUAAAUAAGAGUAUAAUAAGUAGAUAAUACUAACUUCUUGUAGGAAAAAAAAACAAAUUAAAUAAAUUAUAAUUAAAAUGGCUAAAUAGUAAAUAGCCAAUAAGAGCCUCAAUAAAAUUAGAUUGGUAAUAAUAAAGGUAUUCAUAAUUAAGCCUCUGCAGGGCAAGGAAAUUAAAACUAAUAAUAGCCUGUAUAAUCUCUGAAAUAAUAACAAUAAUAGUCUUUCUAAUUAAAUUAGAAAAAUAUACAAGAAUUUUAAUAUAAAUAGAACUCAACAUAAUAAUAUGACAACUAAAAUUAAAAUAUUUAACUUAAACCUGAAUUAAAUGUAAUAUAAAAUGAUUCCAAACAAGAUAAUUAAAAUUCCUUCUAAGCUUAAAAUCAGUCACAGUAGUUAUAACAAUAAAUUUAGAAUUAAGAAAAAAAAAGUUAACCAAGCGAUGCUGCUUAUUAAAGCAAUUAAGACUAUAUUGAUUAAAUGAUUAAGCAAAAGAAGCAUGUUGAAGAUCCUACAAAAUUAAAGUAAAAGAAUGUAAUAGGUAAAACACCAAUCCCACCAUUUAUGAAAAAUUUUCAUUAAAUGUAAUAAAUGUAAUAAUAACAAGAACUGAUUAUGAAGUAAUAAAAGACUAAGCAAUAACUCAAAAGCUCAUAAAGUUAAUAAUAUCAGCAAUAAAAUAGUAAUGAUACUGUGAGAUUAAAUUAAAAUUCAUCAGUAAACUCUUAGGCAAAAAAUGUUGCUGAAAAGUAAUAGGAAGACGAAUCUAUAUAAAUAGAAAAUAACUCUUAAUAGGUAAAUGAGUAAUAAACCAAUUAAGAUGAUAAACUUACUCAAAGAAAAACUUUAGGAAAUUCAUAACCAAAACUAUUUGAUUAAUUUUUUAGAAAUAACAGCUACUAAGGGACUUUGAGCUCCAAUAGUUAACCAUCUCAUUAAAUAUAAGUAGCAUAAACAUAAAGAAAUAAUAACACUCACUAAGAAAAAAUAUAAAAUAUCAGCGUUUUAAGUAAUUAAUCAGACUUAAAAAAUUCGAACAAUACAAGUCAAGUACUCACAUAGCCAGCCUAAUCUUAGCAAAUUUUUCAUUCUAAUCAUUUUAAUACUUCUCCUUCACACUCAAAUGAGCAGUAAUUGAUUAAUAAUUCUAGCUCAAAUUAACAUUAAAAUCAUCAUCUCUCAUCAAUUAAUAGAGAUAACCCUAUUACAAGUAAAAGAUAAUCUCAUACAUAGAUACAUCAGCACUAAUCUCAAUAAAGCUAAACUCAAAACCACUAAAAAAAGGAGUCUUCAUUAUUCAACUCUUAGUCAUCAACCAUAUUAAAUAAUUCACUUGGCAAUAUUAGCCCAACUGCAUAAUUCAACAAUCUUGACUCUAGUUAAUUUAACAUAAGUAAUAUUUCUAACAUACAAAAUCUAUCUCAUAAUGUAUCAAGUAUAAAUAAUUAAUCAAAUAUCAUGAUAAACUACAAUUCUAAUAAUGUGAUGAACAACUCAAAUAUGAACUCAACAAUGAGUUUCUAAAAAUAGUUUGAAGAGCAAUUACCAUAUAAUGAAAACAAUCAAGGAAAAGAAGAGGCUUAAAAUAGUGAUUUUUUGAACUCUCUUAAUAUUUAUAUAGAUUAUUUUAAUAGCGCUCUCUAAGAAGGUGAAAAGUCAGUUAAAAUUUCAUAAUAAUCAAAUACUAAUUUAGAGUUAUUCAAAGAAAAUUAAAGAUUAAAGUAAUAACUUGAGCAAUUAGAGGAAAAACUAAAGGAAACUGAAACAAGUAGAAAAAUUUUGAUCAAUGAUUUAAGCAAAUUAAAAAACAAAGAUAGUGAAUAUAAAAAAAAAAUUUAAUAACUGGCCAAAGAAAACAGUGAAACUAAAACUCUACUUUUAUCCACAAAUUAUAAACUACACCACACUAAGGAAUAAUAUGCAAAAGAAAAAAUUGAGCACGAAAACACUAAAUUUACUUUGAAAAAAGCUUUAUUAGCGAGAAGCAACAACUUGGAAAACAGUAAUUUGUUAAACAAGGCAGAUAAUAAUAUUACUUAAUAAAAAAACUAAACUUAAAAAAAAUCUUUCUUGCAAUAGUAUAAUAUUCAAGAAAAUAGGUCUCUCUAAAAUAAUUAAAAGUUUGGAAUCAACAAUUAAGCGAUUUCAUAAUAAUACUAAAGACCUUACUAAAAUUCUUACAAAAUUUUGAAUGACCCUCAUAACAAUUACAUAAAUGGGAAAUAAUACUAAAAUAGUGUGCCAUAAUUAUAUUCUAAUAGCAAUGAUCCUCCUUCUCUAAGUAGCUUAGUAGUUAAUUAGUAAUAAGUAUAUGAUGGUGAAUAAACAGCAAUUAGUAGAAUAGUUGACUAAGAUUUAAAGAUGGUAGAUCCUAUUUAUGUUAAUUAGGGUUAACCUUAAAAUUUUUCAAACUAAAUUAAUUUAUAAUAAAAUAUCUAAGAAUUACCUUUAAUAGCAGAAAGAUUUAAUGGUCCUGCAUUCGGAGGUGGUUUACAUAAUAUACAAUAAAAUGAGUUUGAUGAACUUGAAUGUAAAGAUUUUAAUCUAGAUGAUAGUAAUUAAAAUUUAGAUGUAUCAGGUCCUGAUAUUUACUAAGAUAAUCAUAAUAUGAUAGUGAGGGAUGAUCUCACUGAUAAUACUACAGAUAUAAUAAAUUUAAAUUAACCUUCACCAAGCAUCCACAUUUAGUCAGGUAUUCCUGCAUAAACAGGCGGAGCAAGAGUGAACUCUAUGCAUCAAUAAAAAUAUUAAAAUAAUUGUAUACAUCUCUUUGAGACAAAUCAAUAAUUAACUUCAAAUAAUUAACUUGGAUACAAACAAUAAGCUAGUAAUGUAAUGUAAGAGGACGACUAUGAAUAAGAUGGAGAAGAUAUGGAUCUUAGUGAUAAUUUUAAUUUAGACACUGAUAAUUAAAUUAAUGAAGAUAAUUCGGCUAUAAAUAUAGAAAAUUAAAACAAAGGAUAAUUAGAAGCUUUAACUCUUCCAAUACAAUCUGAUCUUGAUUUAGGUUAAGAUGGGUAGAAUUAAUAUUAUGAUUAUCAAAGCAACAAAAUAUUUAAUACUUACGAUAAUAGUAAUUUUAAAUACAGUACUCAUCGUGAUCAUAUAGAUUAGAAUACAAAAGGAAUAGGCUAACUAGCAGCAACAAGUUGCUCAUAUAAAAAAGGAGUUGGAAGCCUAGAUGAAGAUCAUGUAUAUUAAAUGAUGAAACUGCAAUAUCAUCCGACCUAUGAAAUGAAUAAAUAAAAUUAAAAUUUGAAAAUGGCAAACAAUAUAAUCAGCUAAUAAAACUAGCAAAAUUUAAAAAGUUAACUAAAGAAAUAGUAAAUUUAUCAUAACAGAAACCAAUAGGGAGGCAGAACUAUGAGCAUGUCUUAUCAAAAACCUUAAUUUUCUUCUUAAUAAAUUUAAAUGUUUUAAAUGAUGCAAAACUAAAAACAGAAAAUAAAUAUGUAAUAAUAAUAGCAAUAACAGAUAUACUAACAAUAAUAAUAACUACAACCUUUUGCUAAUUAUUUAUGA